Molecule: messenger RNA, 1331 nt
Organism: Bombina bombina (fire-bellied toad)
Lineage: Eukaryota; Metazoa; Chordata; Amphibia; Anura; Bombinatoridae
Gene: SLC25A4
Product: solute carrier family 25 member 4
Exons: 4
Coding region: 102-998 (298 amino acids)
Biological process (GO): mitochondrial ADP transmembrane transport; mitochondrial ATP transmembrane transport
Cellular component (GO): mitochondrial inner membrane
Molecular function (GO): ATP:ADP antiporter activity
Source: RefSeq, a predicted model, not a curated record
UCGUCCUAUUUUGGCUGGCAGUGCACACAGGGAGCUGCCCUACAGAGGUUUAUUAUCUUCUAGAGUGAGGAAGCAGGUGCUUCAUCUAGUCCAGUUCCACCAUGGGUGACCAAGCUAUUAGCUUUCUCAAGGACUUUUUAGCUGGUGGCGUUGCUGCUGCUAUUUCCAAGACUGCAGUGGCCCCCAUCGAACGAGUGAAGCUAUUGCUGCAGGUCCAGCAUGCAAGCAAGCAAAUUUCAGUUGAAAUGCAAUACAAAGGUAUCAUGGACUGCGUGGUUAGGAUUCCCAAGGAACAAGGAUUCAUUUCCUUUUGGAGAGGCAACCUCGCCAAUGUCAUCCGUUAUUUCCCAACUCAAGCUCUCAACUUUGCCUUCAAGGACAAGUAUAAGCAGAUCUUCCUUGGGGGAGUAGAUAAACGCACUCAGUUCUGGAGGUUUUUUGUUGGAAAUCUGGCAUCUGGUGGAGCGGCUGGUGCUACAUCUCUCUGCUUUGUCUACCCCCUUGAUUUCGCCAGAACCCGUCUAGCCGCUGAUGUAGGCAAAGGCCCAGCCCAAAGAGAAUUUUCAGGCCUUGGAAAUUGUUUAACCAGGAUCUUUAAGUCAGAUGGUUUCAAAGGUCUCUACCAGGGCUUCAACGUGUCUGUUCAGGGCAUUAUCAUUUACAGAGCAGCCUACUUUGGUGUCUAUGACACUGCUAAGGGUAUGCUGCCUGAUCCCAAGAAUGUACACAUUUUUGUGAGCUGGAUGAUUGCUCAGACUGUCACUGCUGCUGCUGGCAUUGUGUCCUAUCCCUUUGACACUGUCAGACGUCGUAUGAUGAUGCAGUCCGGCAGGAAAGGAGCUGAUAUCAUGUACAAGGGAACAAUUGACUGUUGGAAGAAGAUUGCCAAGGAUGAAGGAUCUAAAGCCUUUUUCAAGGGUGCUUGGUCCAAUGUGUUGAGAGGCAUGGGUGGUGCAUUUGUACUUGUGUUGUAUGAUGAAAUUAAGAAAUAUGCAUAAUUUAAUAAAACUUACACUUUUAAAGCUCUUGUUAUAAUUUGUAUUAAGUAACACAUGCUUUCAGGAGAUAAGAUAGAUAUUUCCUAGGGAAAUUAAGAAAUGAGAAUGCAAUAUGUAUUGUUACAUCAUAAAUGGAAAGUUCUCCAUUUUUAUCAGUUGCAUCCAGUAAAGAGACAGGUAAAUCCACUGAAACCUGUGUACACUUGUUAAAAAUGUAUCCAUGUACAAUAUAUAUUUAUAUAAUGUGUAAUGAAUAUACAAGCCUGUCCUGAUGGUAGUCUUUAUCCACUUAAUUAAUGCUGAAUGUUAAUUAAUAAAAUUCUAAUAAUCUUC